GGCACGCGCCGCGGUGCACGUGAACGCGCUCGGUCACUAAAUCCGCUACGAGGCAGAAGCCCGUCCCGCUCCGGGAAAAGAUGACCGUUUUAACGGUUUUACCGAACACUAAACCGCCGCUAAGCUGCGUACGUUGGUGUCCUUUUGGAGUGUAACGCGGGACUGUGUUGGAGACAACGUGAGGAUUUUGACCGAGCUUGUUUUUUUGGGGUUUUUUUCGUCUUCUGUGUGUUCUUGUUGAAGAAAGAGACCCGCAGACUGACUGGGCUGUUGUCGGGCCAGUUGGACCAGCGACCAGCCUCCGCAAACGGUUCCUUCUGAGAAAGACAAGCAAAUAUUUUUUACCACACCAUUUUUAGAUGCUGCGAGACGCUCAAUAAUUGUCAUGAUUAUUUUAUGGGUUAAUAAUGUUUUUUUAUGAUGCGUGAAACAGCCAGUGGACAGACUGGUGCCAGAGGCUAAGCUAAGGUCGGGAUCUGGAUUGUUAUGGAAGCUGCUCUCUGAGUUUAUGCUCCUAAUGGGACUUCACUAACCUGCUCCGGACCGCCAACCCAAGCCGUCAAUUUCUGCUCCUUAAUGAACUUUCAUCCGGGAGACGUUAUGUCGUUUUUUAAUUUCCGUAAGAUAUUUAAACUGGGAGCGGAAAAGAAGAAGAAGCAAUACGAGCAUGUGCGCAGGGAUGAAAACCCGGAGGAGGUCUGGGAAAUAGUGGGAGAGCUGGGAGAUGGAGCCUUCGGCAAAGUUUUCAAGGCUCAGAACAAGCAGACGGGCGUCCUCGCUGCCGCCAAAGUCAUCGACACAAAGACUGAGGAGGAGCUGGAGGACUACAUGGUGGAGAUCGACAUCCUGGCCUCCUGCGAUCAUCAGAACAUCGUCAAACUGCUCGACGCUUUUUAUUAUGAGAGCAAACUCUGGAUCCUCAUCGAGUUCUGUGCAGGAGGAGCCGUGGACGCCGUCAUGCUCGAACUGGAGCGGCCGCUGACAGAGCCUCAGAUCCGGGUGGUGUGUAAGCAGACCCUGCAGGCCCUCGUCUACCUCCACGAAAACAAAAUCAUCCACAGAGACCUGAAGGCCGGCAACAUCCUGUUCACUCUGAACGGCGACGUGAAGCUGGCUGAUUUUGGCGUGUCGGCCAAAAACACCAAAACGCUGCAGCGGAGAGAUUCUUUCAUUGGAACGCCUUACUGGAUGGCUCCUGAGGUGGUGAUGUGCGAGACGUCCAAGGACCGUCCAUACGACUACAAGGCUGACAUCUGGUCCCUCGGCGUCACCCUGAUCGAGCUGGCUCAGGUAGAACCUCCGAACCACGAGAUGAACCCCAUGAGGGUCCUGCUGAAGAUAGCCAAGGCCGAGCCGCCCACCCUGAUGCAGCCGUCUCGUUGGUCUCCUGAGUUCAGCGAUUUCCUGAAGCGCUGCCUGGACAAGAACCUGGACAGCAGAUGGACCGCAGCACAGCUUCUUCAGCAUUCGUUUGUCUCAACCGUGACUGACAGCCGGCCGCUGAGGGAGCUGAUCGCUGAGGCAAAGGCUGAGGUCACCGAGGAGAUCGAAGAGCACAAAGAGGAAGAGGAGGAGGAAGAAACGGAGCCACAUCUGGGCCACAAGCGCGCUCCAUCUGACGUCAGCGUCGCCAGCUCUGAGGAUGAGAAGAUCCCUCUGUCCCCCUUGGAAGCCGUCCCUGAGAAGAUGGAACCCAUCCUGCCGGUUCCUUCCCCAGCCGAGCUUCCUGUUCCCGACCAAGUGAUGGAAGCAGAGGAUCCUGCUGCAGAGGAGCAAACAGAGGAAGCUCCAAACGCUCCAGUUAAAGAAGAAGAACCUGAACAGAAACCAUCAGAGGAGAACGCUCCAGAGGCAGCGUCUGACGUCACUUCCCCAGAGUCAGAGACGGAGCCAGACUCACCGUCUAAGGAGCUGCAGCAGUUGGAGAUAGACGUGGAGGAUGAGAAGGAAGUGGACACUGCUGAGGUUCCUCCUCCUCCAGAGGACGACACGCCUGUUGCUGGAGAAGCUCAAACUCCAGCAGAGGAAGAGGAGGAAGACCCAUACAAACACCUCAAAGUGACGCUAACGCUGCCAGAGUCGGAGAAAGAAGUCCUGAAAGAGGAGAACGGAGAGCAGCCUGCAGAGAAAGACCGCAUGGACGCCGAGGAGGAGAAGAAGGUGCCGGAUAAAGCCAAAGACGAGAAAGAGAGAGAUUCUGAUUCAGGAAGGGGCUCGACGGCAGAUAACAGCAGCGUAGACCUGAAUCUGUCUAUUUCAAGCUUCCUGUCCAAAACAAAGGAGCCUGGUUCUGUUUCUAUACAGGAAUCCAAGCGGCAGAAGAAGACGCUGAAGAAAACUCGUAAAUUCAUCGUGGAUGGUGUGGAAGUUAGCGUAACAACGUCAAAGAUCAUCACCGAUAACGACACCAAGAACGAGGAGAUGAGGUUCCUCAGGCGGCAGGAGCUGAGGGAGCUGCGUCUGCUGCAGAAGGAGGAGCAGAGAGCCCAGCAGCAGCUCAGCAACAAGCUGCAGCAGCAGAAGGAGCAGAUCUACAGGCGCUUUGAGCAGGAGACCACCAGCAAGAAGCGUCAGUACGACCAGGAGGUGGAGAACCUGGAGCGGCAGCAGAAGCAGACCAUCGAGAGGCUGGAGCAGGAGCACACCAACCGCCUCCGAGACGAGGCCAAGCGCAUCAAAGCUGAGCAGGACAAAGAGCUGUCCAAGUACCAGAACGUGCUGAAGAACCACAAGAAAGAGGAACAAGAGUUUCUCCAGAAGCAGCAGCAGGACCUGGACAGCGCGCUGAAGAAAAUAAUCCAGCAGCACAAACACGAGCUGGCCACCAUUGAGAGAGACUGCCUCAACCACAAGCAGCAGCUCCUCAGAGCACGAGAGGCUGCCAUGUGGGAGCUGGAGGAGCGCCACCUGCAGGAGAAACACCAGCUGUUUAAGCAGCAGCUCAAGGAUCAGUACUUCAUGCAAAGACACCAGCUGCUGAAGAGACACGAGAAGGAGAUGGAGCAGAUGCAGCGCUACAACCAGCGUCUCAUCGAGGAGCUGAAGAACAAACAAACGCAGGAGAGAGGCCGGCUGCCCAAGAUUCAGCGCAGCGAGGCCAAGACGCGCAUGGCCAUGUUUAAAAAGAGCCUCCGCAUCACGGCGGCCGUCAUCACCCCCGAGCAGGAGCGGGAGAAGGUCAAGCAGUUUGCUGCCCAGGAGGAGAAGAGGCAGAAGAACGAGCGUCUCCACCAGCACCAGAAACACGAGAACCAAAUGAGAGACCUGCAGCUGCAGUGCGACGCCAACAUCCGAGAGCUGCAGCAGCUGCAGAACGAAAAGUGCCACCUGCUCAUCGAACAUGAGACCCAGAAGCUGAAGGAGCUGGAUGAGGAGCACAGCGUGGAGCUGAAGGAGUGGAGGGAGAAACUCAGACCCAGGAAGAAGGCGCUGGAGGACGAGUUCGCCAGGAAGCUGCAGGAACAGGAAGUGUUCUUCAAGAUGAGCGGCGAGUCCGAGUGCCUUAACCCGUCCACCCAGAGCCGAAUCUCCAAGUUCUACCCGAUCCCCACCGUCCAUUCUACCGGGUUCUAAGCCAGCCUGGCCAACAGGGGAACGUCAGGUUCAGACGGUUUGAAACGUUGCCCCUGACGCCACGCCGGUCCGUCCGGUUCAUGAAGAAUCCAGUGCCUGAAGAACCGGAUGUUUCCCACCUUUGGAUCCCUGCAGCAUCUUGGAGAUGUUUGCACUUUUCUCUUUUUAUGGUCAAACAUGAAUCAGUCGCAUAUUUUCUAAGUGAUUCCAACACAGAAGGUAUUUCUGACCAGAAACACUCCUGUUCAGCGUAUUUUCAUGUAGUUUUUAGAUUUCGUGGUCCGGUUUGGGCUCCGAUACUUUAAUCUCCUGUGUGACAUGAAUCCAGUUUUUCCUCUUCAGAAGGCCUUCGGGUUCAGUUUAGUUUCCAGAUUUUCUCUGGAAAAUGAAGGAACAUUUGAGUAUUUUUAUCUUCUGAUGUCGUGUUUUGUUUCCUGAAAAUCGGAACUAGGCCUGUUUCCACUCAUAGCUGUUAGCCUUAAUAAUUCAGAUGGAUUGUAAAUCUGUUACUGCGCCUUUAAGAAAUCAGACACUUUGAAGGUUUUUAUUCAGCAGAUGUUUUAUGUCUGUAUUCAAACCAACUAAAACACAAAAAUCUUUUUAUUCUCUUUUCCUCUGAUGCAACAAAUUGGACCUGACUGGUUUAGGCCUUUCUGACUGCUGAUUGGUUCAUCUCGGUUUGUUUUCUUUUCUUGAUUGGCUGUUCUGAGUUGUUAAAUAAAUAUAACAAGAGUGCUGUGCACCAUUUUUUUUUUUUUUUUUUAGAAAAAUAUUUUCAGUAACUAUUUAUACAAAAAAACUGCUCAGCUUCCUGAAUUCAGACAGAAACAAACAUAUCAAAAUCAUUCAUUCAUUUUUUAAAUACGUGUAUAGUUUUUAGAAACUCUUGUAUAAUGUUGAUUUUUUCAUUUUGCUGUAAAUAAAAUAUUUCCUCUCAGGCAAAA
Messenger RNA from Fundulus heteroclitus (mummichog), 4517 nucleotides. RefSeq names its product serine/threonine-protein kinase 10-like. The record is from RefSeq and is a predicted model, not a curated record. Gene Ontology annotation, molecular function: ATP binding; protein serine/threonine kinase activity; protein binding. NCBI's taxonomy places the organism in Eukaryota, Metazoa, Chordata, Actinopteri, Cyprinodontiformes, Fundulidae. Gene Ontology annotation, biological process: protein phosphorylation.